AUGCCGCUCAUCGAGGUGCAGGCCAACGACAGGCUCGGACGAAAGGUCCGCGUCAAGUGCAGCCCGGACGACACGAUCGGAGACCUCAAGAAGCUGAUUGCGGCGCAGACCGGCAACCCUCCGGAAAAGAUCAUCCUCAAGAAGUGGUAUACUGUUUACAAGGACCACAUUACGCUGGCCGAUUACGAGAUCAAGGACGGCUUUUCCUUUGAGCUUCAAUGA
Messenger RNA from Pseudozyma flocculosa PF-1, 222 nucleotides. RefSeq lists its product as uncharacterized. Gene Ontology annotation, biological process: protein modification process; mRNA splicing, via spliceosome. Lineage: Eukaryota; Fungi; Basidiomycota; Ustilaginomycetes; Ustilaginales; Ustilaginaceae. Gene Ontology annotation, cellular component: nucleus; cytoplasm. The coding region runs from base 1 to 222 and encodes 73 amino acids. Gene Ontology annotation, molecular function: protein binding; protein tag activity. The transcript is spliced from 5 exons. The record is from RefSeq and is a predicted model, not a curated record.